Messenger RNA from Symbiodinium necroappetens, 726 nucleotides. Lineage: Eukaryota; Dinophyceae; Suessiales; Symbiodiniaceae. The record is from the annotation of a GenBank genome assembly.
AUGGGCGACACGGAGCAGCCCGAUGCUACAGAGGAGGGCGAGCCCAACGAGGGCGAGGGCGACAACCAGGAGACCGGGAACCCUCAGGAAACCAAAGAUGGCAAGGAUGUGGUGGAGGUCGAUGACGACGAGGAGGCUGACAAAGGAGACUCGCAAAAGAAAGCUCGCACUGAAGCUGCGGCGACAAACGGCGAUUCAAAGGAAGCCGCUGCCGUCGAGUCCAAGUUCUUGGUGGCACGGCAUCUCCCAGAUUCGGCACGACACCGGGAGUGGUUUGACAAGUUUGGCUCUACUGGCAAGGUCCAGCAGGAACUGAACGGCAUGGAUGUCGAUGGAGCGACUGUCGACGCCAAGCUCAUUGACCAGGACGAGCGAUCUCGGCUUCUGCGAGAUCGCCAGGCACGCAGUGGCGAUCGGCACGGCCGCUAUCCAGACCGCGGUGCGAGGAUGCGGGGACCACCCGACCGAGGACACCGCAGAGACCGCAGCCGGAGCCGUCGCGGUGGUGGCGGUGGCGGUGGCGGUGGCGGUGGGGGCGACAGGCGAAGGCCUCGAAUGCCUCGAUCCUCGUACUUUUUUUGUAGGGGAGCAGGCUCGAAGAUUCUAUCUGGUACAUUCGAAAUCAUUCCAAGAAUUUUCUGUGGAUGCAGUUGGACAUGCCAGGCCAGCUUUGACCUUGCGAGGACGUGCAGGCACCGCGACCUGGAGAGUCCCAGAGCAGGGUGA